Messenger RNA from Nicotiana tabacum (common tobacco), 661 nucleotides. Lineage: Eukaryota; Viridiplantae; Streptophyta; Magnoliopsida; Solanales; Solanaceae. The record is from RefSeq and is a predicted model, not a curated record.
GCAGUGGUAAAUAACUUGCAUGAUGCACAUGAAUUGAUUGAUACUGCAAUUUCAACUGCUUUGAAGGAGAGCAAGCCAGCUUACAUUAGCAUAAGCUGCAAUUUGCCUGGACUUCCUCACCCUACCUUUGCUAGAGAACCGGUUCCAUUCUUUCUUUCUCCAAAGGCCAGCAAUCAACUAGGAUUAGAAGCAGCAGUUGAAGCAGCAGCUGAGUUCUUGAACAAGUCUGUAAAACCAGUUAUUGUGGGAGGUCCAAAAGUAAGAGUGGCAAAAGCACAACAGGCUUUUGUGGAACUUGCUGAUGCCUGUGGCUACCCAAUAGCAGUAAUGCCAUCUGGCAAGGGACUGGUGCCAGAGCACCACUCUAAUUUCAUUGGUACUUACUGGGGAGCAGUGAGCUCUAGUUUCUGUGGGGAGAUUGUUGAAUCUGCGGAUGCUUAUGUCUUUGUUGGCCCUAUCUUCAAUGACUACAGCUCUGUUGGAUACUCGUUGCUGAUUAAAAAGGAGAAGUUGAUCGUUGUUGAACCUAAUCGUGUGACUAUUGGGAAUGGCCCCUCCUUUGGUUGGGUUUUCAUGACUGAUUUCUUGAGUGCAUUGGCCAAAAAGCUGAAGAACAACAGCACUGCUUUGGAGAAUCACCAUCGAAUUUAUGUCCCUCCAG